Schistosoma mattheei is the source of this 780-nucleotide messenger RNA. The record is from the annotation of a GenBank genome assembly. NCBI's taxonomy places the organism in Eukaryota, Metazoa, Platyhelminthes, Trematoda, Strigeidida, Schistosomatidae.
AUGAGUUUUGUGCUCUUUUGGCGGGUUCAUCAAAAGUGUUUUGCGAACAAUCCGUGUAAAUUAGCACUUUGUCUUCCCAAAAUCACAUUACGUUUAAUAACUGGCGGUGUUCACUCUGCGCAAAUAAGAAAUAUGAAUGGAGUUACAGAUAUAGACUCAUUACGUGCUAAGGGUGAUAUAGUACGACGUCUGAAGGAAGAAAAAGCAUCUGACAGCGCCCUAAAGGAAGCUAUCUCUGCCUUAAAAGCUUACAAAAAAGCUUUGGAUGAUAAGGAUCCUUCUUUUGAUCGUGGUAAACUAGAGGAUCUUUUGAAACAAAAGUUUUUCUAUGAUCAAUCUUUCUCUAUUUACGGAGGUAUUCAGGGUCUCUAUGAUUAUGGCCCGAUGGGUUGUGCUAUGAAAGCCAAUUUACUUUCUGCUUGGCGUCAAUUCUUUAUUUUGGAAGACCAUUUAUUAGAAGUCGACUAUUCUAUGCUUACACCUGAACCUGUUUUACAAGCAUCUGGACAUGUCGAUCGAUUCACAGAUCUAAUGGUCAAAGAUGUGAAAACUGGAGAUUGUUUCCGUGCUGAUCACUUAGUAAAGUCGGCACUCGAAGCCAAGAAAUGCAAUAAGAAAACCCCUGAAAAUGAAAAACAGGAAAUCGAUAAGAUAAUCUUGCAGCUGGACAACUAUGGGGCAGACGAGCUACACCAAAUUAUACGUCGUUUUGAUAUCAAAUCACCGACAACAAUGAACGACUUAACUGAACCAACUUACCGCAAUGAUGCAAUGCAGUGA